Messenger RNA from Molossus molossus (Pallas's mastiff bat), 2414 nucleotides. RefSeq names its product transmembrane 7 superfamily member 3 (gene TM7SF3). Bases 50 to 1762 code for a protein of 570 amino acids. The record is from RefSeq and is a predicted model, not a curated record. Lineage: Eukaryota; Metazoa; Chordata; Mammalia; Chiroptera; Molossidae. The transcript has 12 exons.
GCGCGCCGCUCCCCGACCCUGGCCUUGGUUCCGCCGGGCCCGGGCAGCUAUGAGGCUCCUUCGGCUGUUGGCGCUGGCGGCGCUGGCGUCGCAGCCCGGGGUGGCUGGUGGAGCCGAGACCGCCGGGAACUCCAGCGUGGGUAUGCUUGAAUUUUCUGUGGGGAAAUUUAAAUACUUCAAGCUCAACAGGUCCUUUCCAGAGGAAGCUAUUUUGCGUGAUAUUUCCAGCAAUGUGACUUUUCUUAUUUUCCAAAUACACUCACAGUAUCAGAAUACAACAAUUUCUUUUUCUAAGACUGUCCUUCCCAGUACCUCGGGAACAGGCAUUGACAAAGGACUGGUUUUCAUUCUUAGACCAGAGCAGAGUAUGUGCUUUUGGUAUUUGGAGACUUUAGAUGCUGAGCCGGUCCAAAAUGUGGCCAUUCCAAUCUCCUACUCAGAAAGAGAUCCGAUUCCUGGAGGCUGUAAUUUGGAGUUUGAUUUAGAUAUUGAUCCCAACAUUUACUUGGAGUAUGAUUUCUUUGAAACAACCAUCAAAUUUGCUCCAGCAAACCUAGGCUAUGCAAGAGGCACAGAUUCUCCACCAUGUGACAUCAGGACGGGACAGGACUCUAGGUGGCGGUUGCAGUAUGAGGUUUAUCAGUAUUUUCUGCCUGAGAAUGACCUCACUGAAGAGGAGUUGCUGAAGCAUCUGCAGAGGAUGGCCGAAGUGCCUCGAGUGACAGCCAGUGCUAUUAAGGUGGUUACCUUAACAGCUAAUGAUAAGACAACUGUUUCUUUCUCCUCCCUCCCGGGACAAGGCGUCAUUUAUAACGUCAUUGUUUGGGACCCAUUUCUCAAUACCUCUGCUGCUUAUGUUCCUGCUCACACAUAUGCUUGCAGCUUUGACACAGUGGAGGGUAAUUGUUCUUCUCUUGGAAGAAUAUCUACCAAAGUGUUUUUUACUCUUUUCGCCUUACUUGGUCUCUUCAUUUGUUUCUUCGGACACAGAUUCUGGAAAACAGAAUUAUUCUUCAUAGGCUUUAUCUUCAUGGGAUUCUUCUUUUAUAUACUGAUUACAAGACUGACACCAGUUAAGUAUGAUGUUCGUCUGAUUCUGACAGCCAUUGCUGGGAGCGUUGGGGGGAUUUUCUUGGUAGCUGCUUGGUGGCGAUUUGGCAUCCUCACCAUCUGCAUUCUGUGUGUUGGACUAGUGCUGGGCUUCCUCAUCUCGUCGGUGACUUUCUUCACUCCGCUGGGAAACCUAACAAUAUUUAAUAAUGAUGGUGUGUUCUGGGUGACCUUCUCUUGUAUAGCUGUUCUCAUUCCAGGAGUUUUCAUGGGCUGCCUAAGAAUACUGAACAUACUGACUUGUGGAUUCAUUGGCUCCUAUUCAGUGGUCUUGGCCGUUGACAGUUACAUGUAUACAAGCCUUUCUUACAUCACUUUGAAUGUACUCAAGAGAGCACUCAACACUCAUUUCCGCAGCGCUUUCACAAAUGUGCCUUUUCAAACUAAUGACUUUAUUAUCCUGGCAGUCUGGGGGAUGCUGGCUGUAAGUGGAAUUACAUUACAGAUUCGAAGAGAAAGAGGGCGACGCCAUUUUCCUCCCCACCCAUACAAGUUAUGGAAACGAGAGAGGGAACGCAGAGUCACCAACAUUCUGGAUCCCAGCUACCACAUCCCUCCAUUGAGAGAGAGGCUCUAUGGCCGAUUAACCCAGAUCAGAGAGCUCUUCCAGAAGGAACAGCCAGCUGGAGAAAGAACACCCCUGCUUCUAUAGAUGUCACGGGCUUGGUCAUUGUGAUCUUGAAGUGCAACCCUCAGCUUUGGUGUUUUUCCCAGCCUGCUUCAGCAAUAGCCAGUCCAAGUCUAAUAGGAAAACAGGCUAAUGCAUGUGUGAGCGGUGUCCUUGCCGAUACAGGGUAGGGGAUGCCAAGAUCAUGAUAAUUCUAAGUGAAAAGAAUGACCAAAAAAUUGGUGGUAGGGAAUCUUCCCCUUAUUGCAAAAAACUUGAGAAAUUAUCUUGUGGUUUACAUGAUCAACUUGUUCCAAUAAAUAGAUACACUAAAAACAAUUAAAAAACAAUGAUUCUCAUGUAAAGCCCUGGUGUUUCUUUUUAUAACUCCUUGAACAGUUCUCUCAUCUUAGUCUGUCCAAACCUGGGGGGCAAGGGCACAAAGGGUGGUUUGAUUUAAGUGUUAGACUGAAUUUUUCGCACUGUUUAGAGAUUUAGGGAUUUGAUACUGGGUCUUUGAACUUCAGAAUACAAAAGAAGGAAAACUAACUUAAAAGCAGUCUGAUUAUUUAGUUGCAUCUUUCAUAGUAGUAUCAUAUAGUAACAAAAGAUACCGUUCUUUUGCUUAUUCUUAUGCUAAAAAACACCAUAUCAUUGUAAGUAUAUAGUUUAGUAGAGAAUCUUUGUUCUUGCUUUU